This is a messenger RNA of Musca domestica (house fly), 1977 nucleotides long. RefSeq lists its product as uncharacterized. Bases 154 to 1977 code for a protein of 607 amino acids. The record is from RefSeq and is a predicted model, not a curated record. NCBI's taxonomy places the organism in Eukaryota, Metazoa, Arthropoda, Insecta, Diptera, Muscidae. The transcript has a single exon.
ACCAUCCCGUUGGAACGGCAAAUAAAUGGAGAAUGUCAAUCUGUCACGACAUGUCAUCGUAAAUAAAAUGGAUAAUCUAUCUUUGGCCACUUAGCCCUGGCUAAUGUCAGGUUAACGUUAAAAAUGACAGGACAGUAAAUACACAACCCAGAAAUGAGACAGACAUUGUUGAUCCUUUUAAUUGGCUUAAAUUUAUGUGGCUGUAAGAUUUUAAGGCUUUCCGAUGAACUAAAGAAAAAUUCUACAACAAUUUAUGGAAAACUCUUCGUGAAACUAAUGAAAGAUAAACGUUAUGAGUCAUUGCUGUUGUAUGGUGAGGAAACAAAUUGGAAAUUUGGAUGCUUUCAUAUUUUGGAUACUCUGCAGACGAUGGAAAUUCCCGCAAUUAGAAUAAGUUCCAAAGUAAAUAUGAAAAUAUCUGAAAAAUUCAAUAACGAAGUUGUGGCUUGGAUUUGUUUGCAUUCCUUGCAGAAUAGGACGGAGUUCAGUGAUUUGGCUUCGGCUCUGGAUCACAUGAGAUAUACAAGGGUCAUCGUACAAGUUAUGGGAAGGGGUACACACAAUGAGCUCAAUAAUUUCUAUGAAUUCUCUACGAAACUGCAAAUGUUAAAUGUCAUGGUGUGUUUCGAAGAUUUCCCCCUGACUGGAGUGUAUUAUCUUUAUGGGUUAUUUUCUCCGAGCAAACUAGAAGAGCAUGUUUUUAAUCCGGUACAGGAUCAAGUAAUAUUUCCCCAAAGAAUACAAAAUAUGCAAGGAUACCCCCUCCGUACUUUGGUGGAGCAUACUAUACCCCAAGCUAUUGAAUAUUACGAUGCCGAGGGCAAACGUCGUUUGGCCGGUCAAUUGGGUCGUUUUGUCACAUCUUUGGCCGAGAAAUGGAAUGCCACCUUGACCUUUCCCUACGAUGUGCCCCAUAGUGUGGCAAUUAAUUAUCGGAAAUUUCUACCACUUAUGCGUAACUAUUCAUUAGAUGUACCGGCAACAUCCUCGGCUGUGUUUUGGAGAGAUGAUUUUCGAGAAUUUUCCUAUCCAUUUGAAUUAUCCUAUGCAUGUUUGCUAUUGCCUGUUGAACAUCCUUGGGAAUUUCGUUAUAUUCUGCUGCAUCUUAUGGAAUCUUUUUUUAUGGCAAUAAUGUUCGGAUUAAUAGCUGCAUUUUCAGUGAUUUUCUAUUGCCAAAGAAUUGUUCAGACGUCGGCAUCCUUGUCUUAUAACUGGCCAAUAUAUGUUAUCAACACCGAUGUCAUUCAAGGAGUUUUUGGAUUCUCCGUAAACUAUAAGUCCCAGAAACGGUUCUCCCUCAACCUUUUAUACAUCACCCUAUUCGUAUGCGGUCUAACCAACAGCUCAUUAUUCAAUUCGAAAAUAUACUCCUACAUAACGCAUCCCUCGCCUUCCAAGCCAAUACGCAACUAUGAAUAUUUGGAAAACUCACCCCUAAAAGUAGCCAUUGCUCAAGUCGAAUUUGAUUAUUUCAACUAUGUCUCAAAUAUUUCCUCAAAUCUGUCUCGAUCGAAAUUCUACAUAAUGGAAAAUAUUACCGAUUUCUAUAAGUUACGCGACACCUUUGAUAACCGCUAUUGCUAUUUCACCUUUGCAGCAAAAAUGUUUCACUACAAAAGUUUCCAACAGGUCAAGGGUGUGAAAAUGUUUCGUUUGUCCAAGGAAAUGUGCCCUAACCCAUUGAUGUUGUUACACAUUCCCCUCUCGCCGAAUUCGUAUUUUCGUCAGGCCAUCAAUUUUGCAAUUUUGGAAGUAUGGCAAUCGGGAUUAUUGUAUUACUGGCAAUCGAUUUCAAAUGCUGAUGUUGUGAAGACGGGCAAUAAAAUCCGUGUUAAUUUAACAACAAGUGAUAGUGUAUCCUUAAUGAGGACGAAGGAUAUGAAUGUAAUAUUCUUAAUUUAUUUUGUUAUUAUGUUAAUUGCUUUUAUUGUAUUUGCAUUGGAAAUAAUUGUAUUUCAGAUAUAUAACAAAAGAUAA